This is a messenger RNA of Cucumis melo (muskmelon), 729 nucleotides long. Its product is annotated as histone H2AX. The record is from RefSeq and is a predicted model, not a curated record. Gene Ontology annotation, molecular function: structural constituent of chromatin; protein heterodimerization activity; DNA binding. The transcript has 2 exons. Gene Ontology annotation, cellular component: nucleosome. NCBI's taxonomy places the organism in Eukaryota, Viridiplantae, Streptophyta, Magnoliopsida, Cucurbitales, Cucurbitaceae. The coding region runs from base 118 to 540 and encodes 140 amino acids.
CACUCGUCACCUUUCAAACUCAUUCCCAAACCUUCAUCGCUCUCCAAAAACCCCAAAUUAGGGUUCCUAAGUUUCAUUUCUUUCUCUUAAAGUCCCUCAAAUUUUCCAGAUUCGACGAUGAGUUCCACUGGCGGUUCCACCAAAGGCGGCAGAGGAAAGCCCAAAGCCACCAAAUCCGUCUCCCGAUCGCACAAAGCCGGCCUCCAGUUUCCCGUUGGCAGAAUCGCGAGGUUUCUCAAGGCCGGAAAAUACGCCGAACGCGUCGGCGCUGGUGCUCCGGUCUACCUAUCUGCUGUCCUUGAAUAUCUCGCUGCUGAGGUUUUGGAGCUUGCUGGUAAUGCUGCUAGAGACAACAAGAAGAAUCGUAUUGUGCCGAGACAUAUUCAGCUUGCUGUGAGAAACGAUGAGGAAUUGAGUAAGCUUUUGGGAUCCGUAACAAUUGCUAAUGGCGGUGUUUUGCCUAAUAUUCACCAAACUCUUUUGCCUAAAAAGGUUGGUAAAGAUAAGGGUGAUAUUGGUUCUGCAUCACAAGAAUUCUAGAGCUUUUAGGGUUUUUUUUUUGUAAGGUUUGUUUCAUUACUAGAGAUGACAAUACUCUGAUAUGUGAAAAUGGAUGGAUGGUUUUGCAUCGAUGGCAUUUGCUUCUUCUUCUGUACUUUGUCAUCUUGAUUUUAGUUUAGAUGCAUAUAUUUUUAUAUCAAUGUGAGGUUGUUGGUGGAUUUGAUUCAA